Molecule: messenger RNA, 2292 nt
Organism: Galeopterus variegatus (Sunda flying lemur)
Lineage: Eukaryota; Metazoa; Chordata; Mammalia; Dermoptera; Cynocephalidae
Product: zinc finger protein 77-like
Exons: 5
Coding region: 1-1434 (477 amino acids)
Biological process (GO): regulation of DNA-templated transcription
Source: RefSeq, a predicted model, not a curated record
AUGGUGCGAAACUGUGAAGUACGAGGUGUGACAGCCUGCUCAGCCAUCCGCAGAAGGAGGGGGUACUGCAAGAAGCUGCAGAGUGUGGAGAAGCCACAUGUCCACGUGCAGAUGCGGGACUCAGUGGUCUUUGAGGAUGUGGCUGUGGACUUCUCCCCAGAGGAGUGGGCUUUGCUGGAUCGUGCUCAGAGGAACCUCUAUAUAGAAGUGAUGCUGGAAACCUUCAGGAACCUGGCCUCAGUAGGAGAAAACUGGAAAUGCCAUGGCACUGAAAGUCAUCCCAAGAACCAGGGGACACAUUUGAGAAGUCAUGUGGUGGAGAUGUCCUCAGAAAAUAAUGAAAGUUAUCAAUGUGGAGAAAUCCUCAACCAGAUUCCAAAACUUAAUGUGCACGAGAGACUUUCUACUGGAGUAAAAUCCUAUGGAAAAAAUAAGCUUGAAAAAGCCAUCACAGAUCCUUCCUCCCUAAAGAGUCACACAGCAUCACCUCAACACAGACAAAAGCCCUAUCAGUGUAAGGAGUGUGGGAGAACUUUUACCUGUCAAUCCUCCUUAAGGGCCCACGUAAGAGCUCACACCAAAGAGAGAUCUUAUGUAUGUAAAGAAUGUGGAAAAGCUUUUAUGUAUUUUUCCAAACUUAGCAUGCAUAUAAGAACUCACACUGGAGAAAAACCAUAUGACUGUGGAAAGUGUGGAAAAUCCUUCAGAUCUCCCUCAAACCUUUGGACACACAGAGAAACUCAUACUGUGGAGAAACCUCAUGCUUGUAAAGAAUGUGAGAAAUCCUUCUCUUCUCCCUCUUCACUGAGAAAACACAUGAAAGUCCACAGUGCAGAGAAAGCCUACAAAUGUAAGGAAUGCGGGAAAGCCUUUCUUCAUUCUUUUUACCUGAUCAUCCAUGCAAGAAUGCACACCGGAGAGAAAGCCUAUAAGUGUGUGGAGUGUGGGAAAGCUUACCGGUGGCCCUCAGACCUCAGGAUUCACAUGAGAACACACUCUGGAGAAAAGCCUUAUGAAUGUAAACAAUGCGGGAAGUCCUUCCGUUCUCCCUCAUCCUUUAAGGGACACGUCCAGACUCACACUGGGGAGAAACCGUACGCGUGUAACGAGUGUGGGAAAGCCUUCACUAGUCUCUCAUACUUCAGAACACACGCGCGAAUCCACACUGGAGAGAAACCCUACACGUGUGAGCACUGUGGGAAAGCCUUCAAUAGCCCUUCAUACUACAGAACGCAUGUGAGAGUUCACACCGGAGAGAAGCCCUACAAAUGUCAGCACUGUGGGAAAGCCUUCAGCUGGUCUUCAUCUUUUCAAGGACAUCUGAGAACUCACAGUAGAGAGAAACCCCGUGAGUGUGAGGAAUAUAAUACAGCACUCAGGAGACUGAUCCUUACACAGACAUGUGAGAAUUCACACUGGAGUGAAACUCUCUAAAUGUAAGCAGCGUGGAAAAGCCUUCGUAGUCUCCUAUCCUUAAAAAACACAUGAGAACUCACACAGGAGGGAAACUCUGUCAGUAAGUAGUACGGGAGAGCUCUCAGCAGACUGUGUACUGUAUGCAACGAACUUCAUACCUUUCGAAAUGUUUAUCACAGUCUUGAAUAUAGUGUCGGCUUUAUUAGUGCCUUAUGCUUAGAGUAGGCCUCUACCAUAUCCAGUUUUUGCUGAGAAAAACAUUUAGGAGAUAAACAUUCCUUUAGGUAUUACUUUGCAAGGGUUGCAACAAAUUGUCACAAAGUUGGUGGCUUAUAAAACAGAUUUAUUCUCUCAUAGUUUUGGAGAUUAGAAUUCCAAAAUCAAGAAAUUUUUUAGGUCAGGUUCUCCUGGAGAUUCUGAGGGAGAAUCCAGUCUCUCCAAGCUUCUGGUGGCUGCCCACAGUCCCUUGGCAUGUAGAUGCAUAACUCCCAUCUCUGCCUCCGUCUUCCUGUCACCUUUUCCUCUGGGUUUUAUCCUCUUCUCUUAUAAGUCAUUGGGUCCAGGGCCCACCCUAACCCAUGGUGAUCUCAUCUUGAGAUCCUUAAUUACAUCUGCAAAGAUUCUUUACAAAUAAGGUUGUGCUCACAGGUUUUGGGUGGACAUAUCUUUUGCGGGGGGCCACCAUUUUGCCCACCCCAUACACAGCCAGGAUCCAAAAGAUUUUUGACUUUUGGUAUACAGAGUUUUAAUUACGAAUUGCUUGUACAAAAAUUGUUUUAUUUACACUAUGAAAUCUUUUGGAUCCAUAGAUCUUUUGGAAGUGUGCUUUUAAUAUGUAAUUGUCAGAAUCUCAGAUGGUUUUAUUUAUUUCUCAUU